Messenger RNA from Strongyloides ratti, 2064 nucleotides. Its product is annotated as Carboxylesterase, type B domain-containing protein. The record is from RefSeq and is a predicted model, not a curated record. The coding region runs from base 1 to 2064 and encodes 687 amino acids. The transcript has a single exon. NCBI's taxonomy places the organism in Eukaryota, Metazoa, Nematoda, Chromadorea, Rhabditida, Strongyloididae.
AUGUUUACUAUCGAAACUAAAUUUAAAAAAUUUUUUUUUAAUAUUUUUCUUUUAUUAUUUAUUAUUAUUAAAAUAGAAGGAAAAAAUUAUACAAUUGAGUCAGAUAAUAUUUUGUCAAAUUUUUUAAAAGUUAGAAAAAUUACAAAUGGAUUAGUUUUGGGAAGAAAAUGUAUCCCAACAGAUGAGAAUGUUGAAGGAUAUGUUUUUUUAGGUAUUCCUUAUGCUAAACCUCCAAUAGGUCAAUUAAGAUUUCAAUUACCUGAAGAUCCAGAUAAUUGGGAUACAAUAUUUAAUGCACAAAAUUAUGGAAAUGCUUGUUUAUGGAAUUCAACAAUAACUAAUCAAAAAUUAAAUUAUACCAAAAUGGAUGAAGAUUGUUUACAAAUAAAUGUAUUUACAAAUAAAUAUUGUUUAAUUAAUUCUAAUUGUUCUGUUGCAUUUUAUAUACAUGGUGGAGCAUUUAAUUUUGACUCUCCAGUGAUAUUGAAUGAAUCAAUGAUUAUUCAAAAUUUUGCCUCACCCAAUAGAAAUGUAAUUUUUGUUACAUUUCAAUAUAGAGAGGGAUUAUUUGGUUUUUCUAAUUUUAAUCAUAAAUUAAAUUUAUCAAUACCAUCUAAUGUUGGAAUGUUUGAUAUGAUUCAUGCAUUAAAAUGGGUUAAAAAAGAAAUUAGUAAUUUUGGUGGUAAUCCAAAUAAAAUAACAUUAACUGGACAUUCUAGUGGUUCUGUAGCAGCUUCAUAUAUUUAUGCAUCACCUAAAGCUAGAGGAUUAUUUAAUCAGGUAAUGUUAAUGUCUGGAACAAGACCAAAUUUAUUAUUUGUUGAUGGUAAUCAAAAUAUUAGUAGAACAAUUGCUAUUGAAGUUGGAUGUGCUUUUGAUGUUACUGAUUGGGAAAAUAUUAAUGAUGUUGAAGAUGUUAUUAAAUGUCUUAAAAAUAUUGAUGGUGUAAAAUUAGUUAGUUAUCAAGCAUUAGUAGAAACGUUUGGCUUAAGAUUACAAGGAACAUAUCAAGAUUUUGGACCAAAUUCAUUUUUUGAAAGAAGUCUCCUAGAAUUAAAUGAUGAAUUGCCUAAAAUGAAUAUUUUAACAGGAACUGUAAAAGAAGAACAAUCUGAUGGAUUGAGUACAAUUGAAUCUACUAAAAAUGGUACAUCAUAUGUUAAUAAACAAAAACUUCAAGUUCUUUGUCAAUAUAUUUUUGUAAUAACACAAGUUGAAAAUUAUAAUGAUGCAAUAGAAGCAUGUAUUAAUGAAUAUAGUUCUGAUUUAUAUCGAGCAAAACACAUAAUAGAUGAUAUAAAUUUUUUUCUUCCUCAUUUAAGAGAUGCCAGAAUUGCUACAAAAAUGUUAUCAAAAGCAUAUUUAUAUCAAUUUAAUUAUUCUGUUCCAUAUCAAGUAAUUGACUUUAAAAAUGAAAAAACGAUUCGACCUAAUGAUUCUCCAAGACAUUCUGAUGAACUUGUUUAUCUCUUAGGUCUUCAUAUGGGUAUAUUUGGUGAUAAAGAAAGAAUAAUAGCAAAAAAAUUUUCACAAAUUAUUGUUGAUUUUAUUAAUAAUGGUGAUCCAAAUUCUAAAGAUAUUAAAUUUGAUUCAUUUAAUCCAUCAUUAAACAAUUAUUUUGUGAUAGAUUUUGAUGAAAAUUAUACAAUGCCUGGAAUGGAAAAUAAUUAUCAUAGUAGAGCAGAUGACUUUUGGAAUAAUAAAAUACCAAAAAUUCAAGGUAAAUCAAUGCCAAUAUUACUUGAAAAAUCUUUUAUUGAAAUGACACCAUUAAUUAAUGAAUUAGAAGACGGUAUAAUUUAUCCACAAGUAUCAUAUCCAUUAACUUAUUAUAAAAAUUCAACUCCACCAAAAAAAUUAAAAGAUAAACAAUUAGCACAUACUUUACUUCCAUUAAUAUUAACAACUAUUAAUCCAUUAAGAGAAGAUCAAUCUGAAUCCCUUGGGACAGUUGCUACAAUAUCCAUGAUAAUUUUUGGUACUCUAAUAACUGUUUUAAUAGUAUCAUGUAUCAUGAAAUGUUUAAAAUAUUUGGAAAGAAGAAAAUACGAUAGAUUUUUGUAA